GGAUUCUCCAAGUACUACAACGAGAAGUGGCAGCUGGCGGAUAACUUAGCACUGGCAGAAGAUGAAUUUUUGGAAUAUGUCAUUGACGGCAUACACGAUGUCAAUCUACGCAAUCUGGCUAAGUCGCGUUCGUUCAAGACCGGAUUGGAGCUUCUGGAGGCAUUCCGAAACGUUGAGUUGGGCUACGUUCCUAAGCCCAAGUUACCGGAAGACCGUAGAGCAGGAGAUUUUCAGAAGCCACGAGGUAAUGCAGAGUGCUACAAUUGCCACAGUCGGGGCCACCUGGCCAAAGAGUGCCGCAGCCUA
Drosophila santomea is the source of this 306-nucleotide messenger RNA. RefSeq lists its product as uncharacterized. Gene Ontology annotation, molecular function: zinc ion binding; nucleic acid binding. The annotation marks the transcript as partial. The transcript has a single exon. NCBI's taxonomy places the organism in Eukaryota, Metazoa, Arthropoda, Insecta, Diptera, Drosophilidae. The record is from RefSeq and is a predicted model, not a curated record.